AUCGGCGCUCAGGAACCCCGGCCCCUCUCCCGCCUCCCAGGCACCCCUGGGCCAGGAACUACAACUCCCAGCAGGGUGCGCGACACGAACGCCGGCGGCAACGGAGGCUCACGAGGCACAAACGCCCCUAGCCGCUCGGUGUGACGAGCUCGCUUCCCCCCCACACACACUGCAGCCACCUCCCCAACCCCACGGAACAAGACGCUGACUCCGAAGGGAGGCCUGAACUAGAAGAGAGAACCAAAGGCGUCCGGUCGCAGACUGUCUCCGAGGCGCUUCCUGUCCGGUGAGCGUCGAACGACUGAAGCGGCGGCCCAUAAUGCACUGCGAUGGCGGGUAGGCGUGUGUAGGCGGAGCCAGGGCCGGAAGUAGAACGGUGGCGGCGGCGGGGACUCUGGCAGCUCGGGACUCAGUGCAAGUACCAGAGGCUCACCAUGAUUCUCCAGAGGCUCUUCAGGCUCUCCUCUGUCCUUCGCUCGGCAGUCUCUGUGCAUCUGAGGAGGAACAUUGGUGUGACAGCGGUGGCGUUUAAUAAGGAACUUGAUCCUGUACAGAAACUCUUCGUGGACAAGAUAAGAGCGUACAAGUCAAAGCGACAGACAUCUGGAGGACCUGUUGAUACUGGCCCAGAGUAUCAGCAAGAGCUGGACAAAGAGCUUUAUAAGCUUAAACAAAUGUAUGGUGGAGGGGACAUGAAUACGUUUCCUACCUUCAAAUUUCAAGAUCCCAAAUUUGAAGUCAUCGAAAAACCCCAGUCCUGAAGAAUAUUAUAAAAUUCAUCUGGUAAUUUGUCAUGAAUUAGUUGUACAACUAAUUAAAAAAAUUCAAAUAAACAUUCAUUUCCCAGUUAUCAAA
Molecule: messenger RNA, 855 nt
Organism: Peromyscus eremicus (cactus mouse)
Lineage: Eukaryota; Metazoa; Chordata; Mammalia; Rodentia; Cricetidae
Gene: Atp5pf
Product: ATP synthase peripheral stalk subunit F6
Exons: 5
Coding region: 435-761 (108 amino acids)
Biological process (GO): proton motive force-driven ATP synthesis
Molecular function (GO): proton transmembrane transporter activity
Source: RefSeq, a predicted model, not a curated record